GCAACAAACUUGCAUUCAGACGUUGAUUUUAUCAGUGUUUCAAACACAAAGCGGCAACUCGCUUUUAUAAGUGUUUGCGGUUUAAAUUUUUUUCACUCUUCCAGUUCCCAAUGCUGUCCAGAGCCUUUUUUCAUCAUGAAAAUGCAUGGAAAGAGUUUUCAAGGUGCUCAGAUGGACAAAACACUUAACAUAGGAUAUUCCUACCAAGCUUGUCACACAUUGUAAUGACCAAUUCACACCUCAGACCUCUCCCACCCUUGGAAACAAAACAUAUGCCCAUUCACACCUCAAAUUCCUCAUGA
Molecule: messenger RNA, 302 nt
Organism: Staurois parvus
Lineage: Eukaryota; Metazoa; Chordata; Amphibia; Anura; Ranidae
Source: the annotation of a GenBank genome assembly